AUGUCAACGCCAAGCCGCUCGCUGCCGGGCCGGGAUGAACCCGAGCGCUCUUCGUCGUCAGAUGGGUCCGCUGCCGCCCCCCACUCAGCCCCACCAUCUGGCUCUAGUCAUCCUGGGACUAGCCGUGCGUCAUCUGAGGCUUCGUCAGACGAGACGCAGCAUGAAGCAAUUCGGUCUAUCCUAUUCACCGAUCAUGAGCAGUUCGAAGCUCUAUCGUCGGAGAUGCAGCAGAAGGUUCUUGAGGCAUUCGACUGGCUCUUGCUCUCUCAGGAAACACAGGACAGUUUGGAAGCAAAGCGACGCGCAAAGCAAGCCGAAGCUAACGCAAGGCAGGCCGAGGCUGACUGGUUGGCCAACGCCAUACGAUUGAUGGAGGAUGGCGACGACGAUGCCAUCGAAUUUCUGCAGAGCGUUUUGCUGGGUGAUGACGACCAGCGCGACUGA
Colletotrichum acutatum is the source of this 444-nucleotide messenger RNA. RefSeq lists its product as uncharacterized. The transcript is spliced from 2 exons. NCBI's taxonomy places the organism in Eukaryota, Fungi, Ascomycota, Sordariomycetes, Glomerellales, Glomerellaceae. Bases 1 to 444 code for a protein of 147 amino acids. The record is from RefSeq and is a predicted model, not a curated record.